Molecule: messenger RNA, 1104 nt
Organism: Papaver somniferum (opium poppy)
Lineage: Eukaryota; Viridiplantae; Streptophyta; Magnoliopsida; Ranunculales; Papaveraceae
Exons: 1
Coding region: 1-1104 (367 amino acids)
Source: RefSeq, a predicted model, not a curated record
AUGGGGGAUUUCAAUGAAGUCAGAUUGAUGGAUGAAAGAAAAUAUUGCUCUAAUAUUUCUAGAGGCAUGAAGGAUUUCUGCGAUUUUUAUGAUGCUAAUGAACUGAUUGAUAUCCCCAUUCAUGGUGCUAAGUACACUUGGAUUAAAAAAGGAUCUCUCACCUCAAUGAGUAAAAUUGAUAGAUUCAUGACAACAGCUGACUGGGAUGAUCAUUUUACGGGUAUUUUGGUUAAAGCUUUAGGCAGGCCUUUCUUGGACCACAAACCAAUUAUUCUUACUUGUGAUUUAGAGGAUUGUGGAGCUCCUCCUUGGAGAUGUGAAAGCAUGUGGCUGCUCGAACCAGGAUUUCUAGAUCUAUUGGAGACUUGGUGGGUUUCGUUGGCUAAUAAUUUCACGGGGUCUUCCGGUUUUAUUUUAACGAAAAAAUUACAAGCCUUGAAGGGUAAAAUCAAGGAAUGCAAUAGAAAUGUCUUCGGGAAAAUUGAUAGAAAGUGUGAACAGAACUAUCUCCUUAUUCAAUGGUUGGACCAAAAAAUUGAUGAUGAAGAUAUUUCAGAGUCUGAAGUUAUAACACAUGAUAACCUGAUGCUUGAGAGUGAAAAACUUGCUGACAUGAAGGAGCAUUUCUGGAGGGAUAUAUCUAGAAUCAGGUGGAUUGAAGAUGGUGACCGAAAUACUAGUUAUUUUCAUCGUAUAGCAAAGAUUCGAAGAAUAAGAAAUACAUUUUGUAGUUUGAAAAUUGACUCUGUCAUAGUGGAAGACAAGAACCUGAUUAAGAGCAGCAUCAUAGACCACUUCAUCUCUCGGUUUAAGUUAACAGACAACACUAAUAUUUCUAUUGGGGAGUUGAAUUUCAAAACCUUAUCAGUCGAGGAUGCAGUAUGGAUAGAAAGGCCUAUUCUUAUAGAGGAAGUACUAUCUGCCCUUAAACUUCUUGGUCAAAAUCGAGCACCCGGUCCUGAUGGUUUUCAGGUUGGUAUUAUUUUGAGGUGUUGGAACUUUAUGAAGGAUGACAUUAUGCGUGUAGUGAAGGACUUCGAAACUUCAGGUAAAAUUGAUUGGAGGCUUAAGUCGACGUUCCUUGCUUUAAUUCCUAAGAAGUAG